Brassica oleracea var. oleracea is the source of this 3383-nucleotide messenger RNA. RefSeq names its product kinesin-4-like. Lineage: Eukaryota; Viridiplantae; Streptophyta; Magnoliopsida; Brassicales; Brassicaceae. Gene Ontology annotation, molecular function: microtubule motor activity; microtubule binding; ATP binding. The transcript is spliced from 18 exons. The coding region runs from base 188 to 3112 and encodes 974 amino acids. The record is from RefSeq and is a predicted model, not a curated record. Gene Ontology annotation, biological process: microtubule-based movement.
UUUGAGAGCAUAUUCAUUCAUUCAUGGUGCUUAAGAGUAUUCUCCUCUCAAUUGCUAUAUACUAAAGGAGACUCUCUCUCUCUCUCUCUCUCUCUCUCUCUCUCACAUUACCUUUUUCAUCAUAAUAGUAAACUCAAUUUCUCUCUCUCCAUUUUCUCUGGAGCAAACUAAGACGGGGGAGGGGUAGAUGACGACGGAGGAUGGAGGAAUGAGGUUCACGGUGGCUUCAGUAAUGGAGGAUGUGUUGCAGCAACACGGAAACGGGCUUAGAGAUCAUGAUCUAGACUCUCGUCGUGCUGAAGAAGCUGCAUCGAGGAGAUACGAGGCGGCUAAUUGGCUGAGGAAGAUGGUAGGAGUGGUGGGAGCUAAAGAUUUGCCUGCUGAGCCAACGGAAGAAGGUUUCAGGCUUGGUUUAAGAAGUGGAAUCAUCCUUUGCAAAGUCCUCAAUAAGGUUCACCCUGGUUCUGUUUCUAAGGUUGUGGAAGGUCCUUGUGAAGCGGUUCUUGUUGCUGAUGGAGCUCCUUUAUCAGCCUUUCAGUAUUUUGAGAAUGUUAGGAACUUCCUUGUUGCUAUCCAGGAUAUGGGCUUUCCUACUUUUGAAGCUUCUGAUCUUGAGCAAGGAGGAAAAGCUUCUCGUAUUGUGAAUUGUGUUUUGGCAAUUAAGUCGUAUGAUGAAUGGAAACAAAGUGGUGGAAUUGGAGUUUGGAAGUUUGGUGGUGGCAUUAAGCCUUCUUCACUGGCUAAAGCAUCAUCUUUCGUGAGGAAAAACUCAGAGCCUUUCAUGAACUCUUUAUCCAGAACCUCUUCUAUUAACAACGAGAAGUCUCCUUCUGAGAGUGAUUCUAACAACGUGUCCAAAUCGGGUUCAUUGAGCACACUUGUUCGCGCUGUUCUAUCAGAUAAAAGGCCUGAGGAAGUGCCUAAACUUAUUGAAUCGCUGCUAAGCAAAGUUGUCGAGGAGUUUGAAAAUCGAGUUACAAACCAGUAUAAGUUGGCCCAAGCAGCCCCAUCAGAAUCAACUUCUUCACUUAACAGCAGAUCAUUUCAUAAACCUGUUGGUGCAAGAGAGAGGGAAGAGAAGAGCUUCAAAGCAAUAAAGAAAGACGAAACCAAUCAGAAAAACCUGGUUCUUGAUGAAGAGAUGAAAAAUCGACAAUUUAAACAACUGACAAUCUUCAACCAACAACAAGAAGAUAUAGAAGGACUAAGGCAGACACUCUACACUACAAAAGCUGGUAUGAAAUUUAUGCAGAAGAAGUUUCAAGAAGAGUUCUCUUCUCUUGGCAUGCACAUUCAUGGCCUAGCUCAUGCUGCUUCUGGCUAUCACCGAGUUCUUGAAGAAAACCGAAAGCUGUACAAUCAGGUGCAGGACCUCAAGGGUAGCAUCCGUGUGUAUUGUCGUGUACGACCAUUUUUGCCUGGACAAUCCAGCUUUUCCAGUACAAUUGGGAGCAUGCAGGACGAUAGCAUAGGGAUUAACACUGCAUCAAGACAUGGAAAAUCAAUCAAAUCCUUCAGUUUCAAUAAAGUCUUUGGCCCAUCUGCUACUCAAGAGGAGGUAUUCUCUGAUAUGCAGCCAUUGGUCCGUUCUGUUCUUGAUGGAUACAAUGUCUGCAUAUUUGCAUAUGGUCAAACUGGAUCCGGAAAAACAUUCACAAUGAGUGGACCAAGAGAUAUAACGGAGAAGAGUCAAGGAGUUAACUACAGAGCACUUGGUGACCUGUUUCUUCUUGCUGAACAAAGAAAAGACACAUUCCGUUAUGAUAUUGCUGUUCAGAUGAUUGAAAUUUACAACGAGCAAGUCAGAGACCUUCUGGUUAUUGAUGGAAGCAACAAGAGGUUAGAGAUCAGGAAUAGCUCUCAAAAGGGUCUAAGCGUACCGGAUGCAAGUCUUGUGCCGGUUUCUUCAACAUAUGAUGUGAUUGAUCUAAUGAAACUUGGGCACAAGAACCGCGCUGUUGGAUCAACAGCCUUGAAUGAUCGAAGCAGCCGUUCUCAUAGUUGCUUGACGGUUCAUGUUCAAGGAAGAGACUUGACUUCAGGAGCUGUUCUUCGUGGAUGUAUGCAUCUUGUGGAUCUAGCAGGCAGUGAAAGGGUAGAUAAAUCCGAAGUUACUGGAGACAGACUAAAAGAAGCACAGCACAUCAACAAAUCUCUAUCUGCUUUAGGAGAUGUGAUUGCUUCACUAGCUCACAAGAACCCUCAUGUUCCUUACAGAAACAGCAAACUCACACAACUCCUUCAGGAUUCUCUUGGAGGACAAGCAAAGACAUUGAUGUUUGUCCACAUUAGUCCUGAGGCAGAUGCAGUUGGGGAAACAAUAAGCACUUUGAAGUUUGCGGAGAGAGUAGCUACAGUUGAGCUCGGUGCUGCCCGAGUAAACAAUGACACUUCAGAUGUUAAGGAACUCAAGGAACAGAUUGCUACUCUUAAAGCAGCACUCGCUAGGAAAGAAGCAGGGUCACAACAGAACACUAUCAUAACAACUCCUGGUGGCUCUGAGAAACACAAAGCCAGAACUGGUGAAGUAGAGAUUCAUAACAAUAGCAUCAUGACAAAGAAGUCAGAGAGCUGUGAAGUGGAGGAGAUUACAGUGAACUCACCACCUUGGCCACCGGUAGCAAGUCCAGGCCAAACCUACAGAGAGGAAGACCCAAGUUUCGGUUCAAGUGAAUGGGUUGAUAAGGUAAUGGUGAAUAACAGGCAAGACGAGAUGAGAAGAGUGGAGAGUCUUUGGGGAGGAGGAAUGACAGACAAUGGGAUAAGUGUUCUGCCGGAAGAUUUUUCAGACAGUUCAAGAAUAUUCUCUGAACAUUCUUACAACAUCUUCAUGGGAAACAACAACAACAGCGCAGACGAUCUAGAUGCAGCCACAAGUGAGUCAUCUGAGCCAGACUUGCUCUGGCAAUAUAACCAAUCCGCCUCCAAGAUGUCAUCAACAACAAGCACUAUUGAGUCAGCAAAAGCAAAGAAACCUGUCUCAAGACCGAUAAGAAGUCCUCAACUCAGGAACACAAACACGGUUACACGUCCUUUAGCGAAUGGUCCUCGUGGCACGAAACAGGUUGGUCUUGCUGCUGAUAUGAAGCGAAAAGCAAGCGUCAGACGUUGAAAGGGCACAUUCACUCACACACGCAUAAAGAUAUACAUACAGUCGGACACCUGGUUCUUUAUUUGAUUAUUUUCUUCCACUCUGGUUUCUUUUUCUGGUUGUGCAAGUUUCUAUAUAUAACACAGACAAUGGUUGAUAGCUACAGAAUGCAGCAAUAGUUUGUUCUUGUUGCUCUUCUUCUCAUUCUUGGGUUUGUUUUUUUUUGUCUGUUCUUCUAUGUAUAUUAUUUCAGUAGCUGAACAUAAACAAGAUUUGUAUGUAACACUAUUGC